Messenger RNA from Andrographis paniculata, 2270 nucleotides. RefSeq lists its product as uncharacterized. NCBI's taxonomy places the organism in Eukaryota, Viridiplantae, Streptophyta, Magnoliopsida, Lamiales, Acanthaceae. The coding region runs from base 232 to 2199 and encodes 655 amino acids. The record is from RefSeq and is a predicted model, not a curated record. Gene Ontology annotation, molecular function: protein binding. The transcript has 4 exons.
AAACCAAACAUAUAAAUUGGACUGCCACCGGAGUCCGUUCUUCGCCAUUUUGGUGCAUCACUAAAACCCUAGAAGAUAAAUCGAGCGGCGUCGUCGGCGGAUUUGUUUCGGUAGCCCCCGCUCGGAUCUCCGGAGUUGCUGUUGCUUGUUAACUCGCACAAGCUACGAUUUGAUACAAAUAUUUUGACUUGGGGUGAUCACUGAAGCAAGUGAAGAACCAUUCUCUGGUAAAUGGAUCUCGACAAAAUCAGCGGACUUCCAGAGGACGUCAUCGACAACAUUCUUAAAUACUUGCCUUUGCCAGAUGUGGUGAGAACUAGCGUACUAUCCAGAGAAUGGAGGUAUAAGUGGUUAACAGUUCCUAAUCUAGAUUUCGAUUGGGACUUCAGACAAGCGCUGCCUUCCGAAUUCCCCCGUGAAUCUGUAAUCUCCCGCAUAUUGUUAUUGCACAAAGGACCCCUAACCAAGUUUUCGCUUACACAUCGUCUUGACCGUGGCCAUGUGGUUGUGGAUCAAUGGCUCAAGAUCUUGAAAAGCAAAUGUGUUCAGGAGUUAUCACUAUCACACAAUUCUUUCACCAUACCCACUCUAUAUGCCAUACCUAACGAUCUAUUUAGUUUUCAUCUCCUCAGGAAGCUGCUACUUACUUCGGCUGACAUCAAUUUGCCUCCUACUUUCCAAGGUUUUAGAAUGCUUGUCGAGCUUAGUCUUUGGGAUGUCCAGAUCACCUAUGAAAAUUUGUGCAUGUUUAUUUCUAAAUGUCCGGAGCUUGAGCACUUGUAUCUUCAUGGGUUGAAAGGCAUCACAACCUUUUGGUGCUCCGAUGUUGAUGCUCCUAGAAUCAAAUGCUUGAGCCUUGGACGAAUAGAUGUCAAACUACCUCUUACGUUCAAUGGUUUCAGUUUGCUUGCCCAACUUUUUCUUUUGAGAGUCAGCAUUGCCCCUCAAGAUUUGCAAAGGUUUGUAUCUGAAUGCCCAUUGCUUGAGUUGGUGUUUGUUGAUGGGUGUUUCGAUGAAACUCAAUCUUGCCAUCUCAAUAUUAAUGCUACUAAUCUCAAACAGUUACAUCUUGAUCAUGUUGAUUUCACACCUCAUUUUGAUGGUUUUAGUCUGCUUAUCAGACUUGAUCUUGAGAAUGUCCGGAUCACUCCUGAGGAGUUAGGAAGUGUUAUUUCGAAAUGUCCAAUGUUUGAGUGCUUGUCUAUUAACUCGUGUUUUGCACCAACCACAUUUUGGUGCCUUGAUAUUGAUGCUCCCAAUCUUAGAAGCUUGUUUCUUACCUCUACCAACAUCAAACUUCCCCCUACGUUCAGCGGUUUUAGUAGGCUUGAAAAGCUAUGGCUCGAAGACCUCUGCAUUGAUCCUAAAGAGUUGCAGCUGUUUAUAUCAAAAUGUCGAAUGCUUGAAUUAUUGAUAGUUGAUAAGUGCAAUGACCAAGACACGUUUUGGUCUCUCAACAUUGAUGCUCCUAAUCUCUGGAUGCUGAAAUUAUGUGGCUUGUUCAGUUCAAUUCGUUUGAAGAACACAGGAUAUGUGAAAGAAGUUUCUGUCAACUAUCCGUAUUAUGAUUUAUUAAGUGAAGGAGCUGAAUAUGGAAAUAUUAAAUCUUCCGGGACAAUUGGAGAUGGGAGUAACAUGAUUAAGUUUUUUGGUCGACUUCCAUCUCUUGUAAAAUUGGAAGCUGGUAUCUCUUUUCUGCAGUUCCUGGCUAUCGGUGGCGUGCCGCAAGAACUUCCUUGCAAGCUCAACAAUUUGACGACGAUUGAACUAAGAAAUAUUAGUUUUGGCAUCUUGGACAAUGUCGCUUGUGUUGUUUGCUUGAUUAGAAGCUCCCCUAUCUUGUGCAACCUUGACAUUACAUUGGAAAAUUGGAAGGCCUUGAGGUGGAAUCAGGUUAGUGAUUCAGUGAGAGCUGAACAGAUGAAUAAAGCUGUCGAAUAUCUGAAAGGCGAACAGAAGCAAAGUAUGUCUUGCAAAAACCUCGAGAUUGUGAGUAUUGAAUUGUUUAGGGGUGUUGGACCUGAAGUAGAAUUUGUGAAGCUUCUUCUACUGUGGGGGACUGAACUUAAACAAUUGGAAUUAGUUUCUUAUUCUAUGGCUGUGGCUAAAGGAUUAGACAUUGCGAUAGAAGAGUUGAAGAGGUUCUAUCGGGAGUCAUCUUCGAAAGCUAAAUUUAUCAUAGAUAGACAGCAAGUGUGAAAUUUUACUUUGGGCGCGAACCUACUUUUCAUCUUUGCAUUUGUCUUAUUAUUUUUGUUAUGGCUUCUUCA